Molecule: messenger RNA, 663 nt
Organism: Schistocerca americana (American grasshopper)
Lineage: Eukaryota; Metazoa; Arthropoda; Insecta; Orthoptera; Acrididae
Exons: 2
Coding region: 1-663 (220 amino acids)
Molecular function (GO): nucleic acid binding
Source: RefSeq, a predicted model, not a curated record
AUGGAAAAAACAUCGUUGAACAACGGAAAAAACAUCGUUGAAGAUAGUAGGGAACUUCGAGAGUUACAAGCUGCUGUGAGCAAUCAUUAUCAGCAGACACAGGUGAAAAGCUUCAUGCGCGAGGAAGGCAUCGACUGGCACCUCAUUCCUCCUGCGUCACCACACUUUGGAGAAAUAUGGGAAGCUGGAGUGAAGUCCUUCAAGUACCACAUCCGGCGAACGAUGGGACCCAUAUGUCCAACUUUCAAAGAUUUGACAACCCUGACUUGUCAGAUUGAGGCUUGCUUGAAGUCUCGUCCUCUCGCGGCACUGUCUGGCGAUCCUACUGACCCGCAAGCCCUCAUACCAGGUCAUUUAUUGAUUGGAACCGCAAUCACAAAAAUCCCUCAGCCAGAUCUAGGUACAACCAUCCUGAGCUUGCUCGGAAGGUGGGAACUACUGCGACAAGGCUUCCAAAUCUUUUGGCGGCGCCGAUCAUCUUACUACCUGCAUCAUCUGCAGCAGUGGACCAAGUGGAUGGUCCCCAGUCAGAAUGUGCAACCUGGCCAGUUAGCGGCGGCGCUGCGCGCGUCAGCAGAAUUACGUUCCCCCGGCGGCAAACAGCGCGCGGCGCGCUGUUGUAAGGUGGCGGUGCUGUGCCCCGACCGUGUCCCCGCGAGAUAA